GAGAGAGAGAGAGAGAGAGAGAGAGACUCUUUCACGCACAGUGCGCGCCUGUACGAGAGGACGAGAGAUGCACGAGAGAGGAGGACGCUGCGAAAGCUGGCAAACGUAACCCAAUAGUGCAGCGAGAGCAGUGGGAUGCCUCUAGUUACCAACAGCUAAAUCAAUCCAAAAAAUUUAGCAGAGUCAUACAACUUUAACCGGAACAGUACUUUUAUUCCGUCGGACAUUUGCGCGCUUUGGCUGCGGAGGUGACAGGCAGGGUGUCAUGGACCCUCUGCUGCCCGCAGACACGGAUCUGAUGGACCGAGAGGCGGAUAAGGAUGCGAGAAGGAAGAUCCAAUUCUCGGUGCCCUCCGCAGUGGCCACCCAGCUGGACCCACGACAGGUGGAGAUGAUACGACGUCGGAGGCCGACACCAGCUACGCUCUUCAGACUGACAGACCCUCCAUCACCAGAGGAGGACAUCGGCCCGCAUCAGUGGGUUUUGGGGGAAAAUGGAGCUUUGAAAGCCAAACUGGUUCACUCGUCGACCUACCAGCCGCCCUCCCUUAAAGCUGUCCAGAGAAUGGCCCUGGCUCACCUGUCCUCCUUAGACAUGUCGUCUGUGGACAAAGAUGAACCCUCUUCUGGGGAGGAAGAGGAGGAACAUGAGAAGGAGAGUGAGCAGACAGCUUCAGUCACAGAUCAAAGAGGAGAAAGCAAACCACUCAGAGGUCAGUGUUCUCCACCUGACAGCUUUACAGGAUGUGCUGAUUUCAGCCAUCACGGUGGAGGUGAAGAGGAGGCCAAAGAAAGAGAGGAAGGAAAGGGGGAAUGAUGACAGAAGAAGACUUACAUGGAGACAGGACUUUAGUGAGGACCAGCCCUGCAUAACACGUAUGGGCCAUGUGUGUGCAUACAUGGGUGUACAUAUGAAUGUGUGUUGUUUGGGUAUGUGGGUGUGUGCAUGCAUGUGACAAAAGAGUUCAGUGUGUGUUUGAGAGACGGGAGGAACAGGCGGGCAUUCAGGAAGGUCAGAUUCUUAAUGAGAAAGUACGAAGGAAAGUUUAUCCUGAGACUUGGAAAGGAAAUCACGUCUCGGUGAGCUGAGGGAAACACGACUGAAUUCUAAUCAGCCAAGGACACUGCACAUAUAAUAACACAGCUGCUAUGAACUGUGGCAUUUUUUCAAGCAAAGGAACUGUCUUUUUGUUUUUAGGGUCUGAAAACUUUUAACAGAGUUCUUCAUUUUGCUCCUUUUGGUUAAUAUGAGUGUGUAGACCUUAAGUCACCUUUAUUCACACCACACAGAGUGUGGGGUGUGUAGUGAUGCAGGUGUUGAAACACACUCAAGAACCUUUACAGGUUCUGCAGACAACUGAAGGAAAGGUUUUCCAGCUGAUAGAAACAUAGCAGAUAGACUAUUUCUGGUAACAUAUAUGCCAUUUUAUGCAUGUUUUACAAACAUGUCCGAUUGACUUUAAUGAUCCGAAUGAAAGCUAUUAGAAGGCCAUGAUGAGGUUAUUUCAAGAAAUACCUUAUUUAGUGUGGCCAGAAAUUGUGCGUUAUGACAGAUAUAUAUAAUACACUUGAUUACAUGGUAUAAUACAGUAUGAUAAAUAUACAGUAUGCAAUAUUGUAUUUUUUUUUCCACUGAGUGAUUAAACUCUUGAAGUUUACUUUCCCCAACUUUGUACUGUGCGUGUUUGCGUGCAAGGGGAAGGAAAUCAAAGGCGAAUGGAUUACAGAUGAAGGAAGCUCGGUCCCAGCAACAGGAAACCAGAUCAAAUCAUAUCAGUCUAAUCAAACUAAUCAUGAUGAUACAGCACAAUUUUCCCGGUUUGAUUUUUAUGAGCAGGCUUUUGUCACAAAGUGACUGGCAAGAAUAACCUGUUGGAGAUGGCAGUUGAUUCAGGUUGGGGACAGAGAGGACCUAUUUUUUAAAAACAGUGCAUAAAGUAUAUACAUAUAUGAUGAGAGUGAAUGUUCAUUCUUGAUCUUGUAUAUAAAAGAUGUUUGUGGUGGUUGCUAAUAAAACUGUAAUAAUUGGA
Notolabrus celidotus (New Zealand spotty) is the source of this 2030-nucleotide messenger RNA. RefSeq names its product protein phosphatase 1 regulatory subunit 1B-like. The transcript has 5 exons. The record is from RefSeq and is a predicted model, not a curated record. Gene Ontology annotation, cellular component: cytoplasm. Lineage: Eukaryota; Metazoa; Chordata; Actinopteri; Labriformes; Labridae. The coding region runs from base 266 to 817 and encodes 183 amino acids. Gene Ontology annotation, biological process: intracellular signal transduction. Gene Ontology annotation, molecular function: protein phosphatase inhibitor activity.